GGAGGAGGUUUGUUACAGUGUGUCACCCCAGUAGUAAGGAGAUUACAUGAGGAGGAGGUUUGUUACAGUGUGUCACCCCAGUAGUAAGGAGAUUACAUGAGGAGAGGGUUUGUUACAGUGUGUCACCCCAGUAGUAAGGAGAUUACAUGAGGAGGAGAAGGUUUUGUUACAUUGUGUCGCUGGUUCUGUGAUUCAGGCUCCUCCUCUUCCCCUCCAGCUGACCCAGUUGUCUCCUCUUCUCCUGAAUGACCCCCAAGGAUGGACAAGGAAAGGAAUGAGAUGACUAAGAGAAUAUUACACUUCACCUUGGAGAUCCUCCACCUGCUGACCGGAGAGGAUUACACCAUAGUGAAGAAGACAGGGGGGGAGUGUGUGGCCCCCAGCAGCCAUCUCCAUGAGUCAGGAGGACGGAGCAGGGCCCGGGGCCCCAUCACAGAGCCUCCACCUCACUCACUGAUACAUGAGGAGAAGAUCCUAGAACUCACCCACAGGAUCACUGAGCUGCUGACUGGAGAGGUUCCUAUAAGGUGUCAGGAUGUGGCGGUCUAUUUCUCCAUGGAGGAGUGGGAGUAUGUAGAAGGACACAAGGAUCUGUACCAGGACAUAGUCAUCAUGGAGGAUCACCGGCCCCUCACAUCACACGAUGGAGUCAUUGAUAGAAAUCCACCAGAGAGAUGUCCCCGUCCUCUGUAUUCCCUGGACUGUCCAGAGGGAAAUGUCCCAGAGAAACAUCAGGGUGAAGAUCUGAUGGAUAUUAAGGUUGAGGUUAAAGAUGAAGCAGAAGCGGAGACUAAUUUCGAGGCCGAUCAGCAGUAUGGAGUCAUUGAUAGAAAUCCACCCGAGAGGUGUCCCUGCCCUCUGUAUUCCCAGGACUGUCCAGAGGGAAAUGUCCCAGAGAAGCAUCAGGGGGGAGAUCUGACUAAUAAUAAAGUGGAGGAUGAAGAAGAGAGGAUGAGGGGCCAUCACCCGUGUAUGAGGGAAGUGAAGGAGGAAAUUCCAGGAGGUGUUAUCCCAGAAAAUCUCUGUAAGAAUGAGGGAAACGUCCUGUUAUCCCUGAAUAAUAAACGAGAAGAUGGAGAGAUUAUGGAGCGCUCCUCAGGAGAAGAUGGAGAGAUUAUGGAGCGCUCCUCAGGAGAAGAUGGAGAGAUCAUGGAGCGCUCCUCAGGACAAGAUGGAGAGAUCAUGGAGCGCUCCUCAGGAGAAGAUGGAGAGAUCAUGGAGCGCUCCUCAGGACAAGAUGGAGAGAUCAUGGAGCGCCCCUCAGGACAAGAUGGAGAGAUCAUGGAGCGCUCCUCAGGAGAAGAUGGAGAGAUCAUGGAGCGCCCCUCAGGACAAGAUGGAGAGAUCAUGGAGCGCUCCUCAGGACAAGAUGGAGAGAUCAUGGAGCGCUCCUCAGGACAAGAUGGAGAGAUCAUGGAGCGCUCCUCAGGAGAAGAUGAAGAGAUCACGGAGCGCUCCUCAGGAGAAGACCUCCUUACCCCUAAUGUCCAUCCAGAUCUAUCCUAUAAUAAUCCCCCUGAUCAUGGGGAACCUUCUCCUGACCAACCACACAUUGUUACAAACAGAAAGAAGCUGUAUGUGUGUUCAGAUUGUGGACAAUGCUGUUUAAGGCAAUCAGAUCUUACUAUACAUGAGAGAACUCAUACAGUAGAGAAGCCAUAUUUAUGUUCAGAAUGUGGGAAAUGCUUUAAACAUAAAUCACUUCUUGUGUUACAUGAGAGAAUUCACACAGGAGAGAAGCUACAUUCAUGUUCAGAAUGUGAUAAAUGUUUUACAUGUAAAUCGCAUCUUGUUAGACAUGAGAGAAGUCACACAGGAGAGAAGCCACAUUCAUGUUCAGAAUGUAUGAAAUGUUUUACAACUAAAGCUGAGCUUAAAAGACAUCAGAGAACUCACAUAAAAGAGAAGCUAUUUUCAUGUUUAGAAUGUGGGAAAUGUUUUAGGACUAAAGGAGAGCUUGUUCUACACGAGAGAAUUCACACAGGAGAGAAAGCAUUUUUAUGUUUAGAAUGUGGGAAAUAUUUUAGAACUAAAGGAGAGCUUGUUAGACAUGAGAGAAGUCACACAGGAGUGAAGCCAUUUUCAUGUUCAGAAUGUAAGAAAUGUUUUGGAGCUAAAUCAGAUCUUGUUAGACAUGUGAGAAGUCACACAGGAGAGAAGCCAUUUUCAUGUUCAGAAUGUAGGAAAUGUUUUAGAGAGCAUUCAGAUCUUGUUAUACAUCAGAGAACUCACACAGGAGAGAAGCCAUUUUCAUGUUUAGAAUGUGGGAAAUGUUUUACAACUAAAUCAGAUCUUGUUAGACAUGUGAAAAGUCACACAGGAGAGAAGCCAUUUUCGUGUUCAGAAUGUAGGAAAUGUUUUAAAGAGCAUUCAGAUCUUGUUAUACAUAAGAGAAUUCACACAGGAGAGAGACCAUAUUCAUGUUUAGAAUGUAGUAGAUGUUUUAAAACUAAAUCAGAGCUUGUUAUACAUAAGAGAAUUCACACAGGAGAGAGACCAUAUUCAUGUUUAGAAUGUAGUAAAUGUUUUAGAACUAAAUCAGAGCUUGCUAAGCAUGAGAGAACUCACACAGGAGUAAAGCCAUAUUCAUGUUCACAAUGUGGGAAAUGUUUUAGAACUAAAUCACAUCUGUGUAGACAUGAGAGAUGUCACACUGGCCAAAAGGAAUUUUCAUGUUCAAAAUGUAUAAAAUGUUUCAUAACUAAAGCGGAUCUUGCAAGACAUCAAAUAACUCACACAGGAGAGAAGUAAUUUUAAUGUUCAGAAUGUGGGAAAUGUUUCUUAACUAAAAUAUAUCUUGUUAUAUGUGAGAGAAGUCACAGGAUAGAAGCCGCAUUCAUGUUCAGAAUGUGGGAAAUUUUUUUUUUUUCUUUUUACAGAAAUCCCAUCUUGUUAGAGAUGAGAGAAGUCACAAUCAUGUUCAGAAUGUGGGAUAUGCUUUAUACGUAAAUCAGGUCUUGUUGGACAUGAGAGAAGCCACAUUCAUGUUUAGAAUGUAGAAAAUGUUUCACAACUAAAGCAGAGCUUGGUAGACAUGAGACAACUCAGACAUUAAACAUAAAGCAGAGAUUCUAGGAGAGUCUGGAAUAGGUGAAAGUAGUUUAUUUUUUUCCAUCUCUUCCGCCCCCCCCCCCCCCUCCCUCUUAUUGUAAUCUUGGGGAUUUGAUGUAAAGUGGUUUAAUGUUACUUUAUAUAUGAUAUAUUGAUAUGUGUAUAUAGGCGGAGAUAUGACAUUGUUAUUUUUGUAUGUAUGAUGUAGAAAUGAUGUAUGUAAAAGCUCUGACCAGUAUCAGCAAUCUUAUGAUUGCUAUAAAUAGUCCUCUAUGGGGGACAUAAAAAGUAAAAAAGCCCUCCCCCAAUAAAAAUUUAACCCCUUAAGGACUCAAAACAAUUGGAGAUUUUCCUAUCCUUGAUGACAGAAAAUAUAGAUGUUAUUAAAGACAGGAGGUGAACAUUAUGCCAUCUCUUCUUUACUGAUAAAAUAUAGCAGCAAGGGUUAACAGAUAACGUUAAAGGAGUACUCCGGCGCUAAGACAUCUUAUCCCCUAUCCA
Molecule: messenger RNA, 3552 nt
Organism: Hyla sarda
Lineage: Eukaryota; Metazoa; Chordata; Amphibia; Anura; Hylidae
Product: zinc finger protein 271-like
Exons: 8
Coding region: 259-2751 (830 amino acids)
Biological process (GO): regulation of transcription by RNA polymerase II
Molecular function (GO): DNA-binding transcription factor activity, RNA polymerase II-specific; RNA polymerase II cis-regulatory region sequence-specific DNA binding
Source: RefSeq, a predicted model, not a curated record